Molecule: messenger RNA, 3978 nt
Organism: Spirometra erinaceieuropaei
Lineage: Eukaryota; Metazoa; Platyhelminthes; Cestoda; Diphyllobothriidea; Diphyllobothriidae
Source: the annotation of a GenBank genome assembly
AUGAGAACCAGGGGUCAUUGUCUUCUGCACCACAGUCAAGUGCGUGGGAGGGCUCCGGCUGAUCUGCAUAUAACCAGCCGGGUACCUUCUCUGGUACAUCCCAGUCCGAGUAUCUCAGAGAUCACUGAACAGUCGUGGUCAGAGCCAGCUGAUCAGGAAGCGUCGCCACUGUUCACCAGCCUGUCGAGCCACCUUGGACAAGAUGAACCCUGUCGCGUCAGUGGUGACGGUCUGCACUUUGACGAUCCUGGAAAAGCUGCCCAAAUGCCCGCCAUCCUUAGUCUCGAGAGAAGCCACCUGGAGAGGUUCCUUUGGCAGUUUAUUCCCGAACCGUCUGCAGUCUUCGAGUUUCUCAGGAUGAGGAAAGACCCAAACGUAGCGACAAUGGCAGUGCAGGCUGACCCAACAGCGCUUGAGACGGAGGGCACUCCUGAGGCGAAAUUGAGACGAACUCAGCAGCAGCAGCAGCAGCAGCAGCAGCAGCAGCAGCAGCAGCAGCAGCAGCAGCAGCAGCAGCAGCAGCAGCAGCAGCAGCAGCAGCAGCAGCAGCAGCAGCAGCAGCAGCAGCAGCAGCAGCAGCAGCAGCAGCAGCAGCAGCAGCAGCAGCAACAGCAGCAGGAGGAAGAACUGCAACCAGAAAAGUGCCGCGCAAGCUCCCGACGAUCGGCGUUGUGUUCCGGAGGAACCGGUACAACUGUCUAUUUUCGAAGUCAACAGCCAAGGGGAACUACACAACUGUGGCCUCCUCCACAAAAACAGCAACAGCACCAGCUACCGGGAUCGCGGCUGAACAGACACUCAAUUAGCUCUCUUCUAGGAGAAGGUGAAUUGCCCUGUUCUACGGACGUUAUGGAGGAAGGAGGCGAGGAGGAGAGGCGCCUCGUGUCUCCGAGGUGUGAAAAGGGUUCCUUGGAAAUGCAGAAGGUCGAGAACUUGAUAAUGCCACCUUCAUUGAAUGAGAGACACGAUCAUCUGCAAUCCCCGUCUUUGAUAUGGGGUAAGUUAAAAAGACGAAUUCAUGUGGGUUUUACUCAGAGUGCAAAGUUAUUAGACGUAUGUAUGGUCCCUUACUUUUUAUCUAGAGUACAGGCUACCAUUCCUAUAUUUCCCUGACAAACCAGCAUUUACUGUCUCUUUUCAACUUGUGCCUCCAUAGGCUAGCAUUUAGUUUCAGCUGAUCGAAGAUGAAAAAGGAGAAAAAGAAGUAGAAUUAAGUCGGAAAAACCAAGAGGAACCCUUCUUUGCGGGAACGAGGUCAGAUACGGGAGUGUGGACACCCCGUACCAAAGGUGGGUCCGCGUUAGAUUCCAAGAAUACAUAUUCCUGCGUCCUAACUUUAGUCCCAACACUCCUAGUUCUGCCCAUCCCAGUAAUACUCACACCCGUUAACAUUAACCACCCUCCUCUCAAGGAAUUUACGUCAAGGCCACCUUUGUACAGGAGAGGGGCAGGGUCCAUAUUUCCGUGCGCACCCUAACAACGGCCUUUUUUGCGGAUUUAGAAAUAGCAAAUAUUAAACUGAUAGAUGGGCGCCACUUUCAUUAGAGUAUUCAUAAAACAAGUGAUAGUAAAGGCAACAGAAGUAUGAAUAGAGAUCAUGAUAGAGUAGGCAUGGUAGGAAGAGAGGAGGUUUCCAGAUGGUGACAGUGAUUUUCGAAAUGGGCAUGUUGGAGUGCUUCAUGUUAUGCCACUAUAUACGGCAAUUUUUGGAUAGUAAAUGGAUCAGUUUAAGGUGAGCACGAUAACUGGCCCUAGGCUUGCGUUGGGAAAGAGUCACCAAUAAAGAUGGAAACUAUUGGAAUGACUUCCUGACCGUCUCCAGCUAGACACGCCUUAACAUCAGUUAAGGCCGAUUCGCAAGCAUGCAAGAGGCCGUUGAGUUUCGUCAGUAAGAGUAAGUUACAUUCCAACUAUUAGUAGGGCACGGUUAUGUGUACUCGAGUAUUACUGGUGGCCUUGCGCCAAAUUUCAGGGGUUAGAGUUAGGACUGAGGUUGGUGUCAGUGUUAGGGCUAGGAGUAGGAGGACUAACGUCGGGGGUUGGGCUAAAGUUAGGGCACCGAAAAAUAGAAACCCGUCCGGGAAAUUGGCGCAAGGUUACCUGUGAUGGGGGCAAGUAGUCCUGUGUUCAACCUGAAUAUUUGACCGAAUCUGCUAAAUACAAAGUUGUGGUAGAUAAAUUAAUGCAACGAAAAGUUACUUCGAAUAAAAUAGUAGAAAUUUGAGAUGAGAAGAAGGAAGUCCGACCGUGGGGUUUACUGUCCAGCGGUCUGGUUUCACUCACUGACCCAUCCUCCAAGACGAUGAUAAACAGAACUGCUGUUUGUUUUUGGCAGUCCUUUUGGCUACAUGUUCAAGUGAUUUCGACUACUGCUCAGCGAAACUGAAGUUCAGCAGAAUCUGUUCACUCGUUUGCUUGAACUUUUGGCAAGUUUUGCGUAAUUGCCUGAUAUCAGUUAGGCCACUAGACUUGGUGACGUUCUAAGUAUGAGCAAGGGUAAGCAAAUACAUACGUUAUGGUAAAAGUGUCGGAUUUUUGUCUGGUUAGUGCUGAUAGGCAAACCAGUGCUGGUAUAACUCGUGAAUGAAGGAGAAAAAUGACGCGUUAGUCACUGCAUCCAUGCGCAUCACCAACUGCUUCCGUUUGGUCCUACAGCCAAAAUGCCGUCAAUGAUAUUGUCAUUUUUUAAUUUCCUCUGAAAGCAACUAAGAACUUGGAGUUUAUUCAGUUUAUUCAGGAUCUAUAGGCUCAGACGUAGAUAUUUAUGUAUAAAUACUUGGGCCGAAGUCCAUAAGCCAUAGUCACAGAGGAGAUUAAAAAGCAACAAAUUCUAAAUUGGAGCACCUACCAGAAAGCAGACAGGGAAUGUUGGGGGACCCACUGACGAACCGAACUCCUCGCAGCUGCACCAUGCAGCGGCAGAAUAUCGGCGAAACACGCGUGUAUGGGCUUUUGUUUAGUACCUGUGCUGUGAGUAUGGCAUCACCUUACCCUAAAGAAAAUGAUAUUCUUAGUCCGUAAGUUUCCUCCGCCUUACUUUUCUUCACGUACGCAGUUACUGUCCGCUCACGAAAUGGGCGUGAUUGUCGAGGCACAGCCAAAUAUCACAUACAUUCCACUUGUAAGUUUCCCCAUCCGAUUAUCUGAUGCCAAUGUACAUUGGGUAAGUGUGAAUGAUAGACCUGCAUUCAAUAUAUUCUGAUUUUUUCAGACCUGCAAAAAUCUUCAUUUAGGGGUUUCUCGGAAGACUGGUAAGUUGAUAACGAUUUUUCUGCAAGUCACCAUACUUGUAAUACGCGAAAUUGGAGUUAAUCCUUCGGAACAGAACUUUUAAGGCACGGUCCGAAACUUCAUAUGAAUAUUUGAGCUGAAAUCCAUCAGCUACUUUGGAAUAACUGCGUAAUAUUCACAGACCGCGAAUAGGCAGCCAGUAUACAGAAUUUUGAAACUAUUUAUCGUACUGGCAACAAAGGUACAAGAUAAAAGCCCAGACACGCUUGCUUCACCGAUGUUCUGCAGCUGCAUGACGCAGCCUCGAGGUGUUCGGAUCAUCAAUGCGCCCCCCAGUCCUCCCCAUGUGUUUUCUGGUAUAUAACCUCCAGUUUCCCCUUGCUUUGUUUAAAUUCAGCAAGCUUUUCUACCUUUCAGGUCACUGUUCUUCCUGCCUUUGGCACAAUAGUACUUUUGUCCAACUGUCCCCUCCGGACUUUACGGAAAAUAUAUGCGACAUUUUUCCUUUUUCGUCUGCUCACACCACAUAAGUUUUGUCUUUAUCACGCAGAGGAGGAGGAUUUGCCGGAACAGAUGUGGGCAGCGUGGGAACAGCAGAUAACAGAACCAACUUCCGAGGACCCGGUAACCGGAUAUGCCCUGCAAUCACUUAAGGAGACGCUGCGCGAAAUUUUCGCCCUUCGUGCAUUCACUGCCCUUGGCAUCGAAGACAAGGUAGAAACACUAAAGCAUCUUUUUGCAUCAUAA